UUGCAGCGACAGCACAACCGCGAUUUUUCCGCCCCGAAUGGCGGAUGGGUGAAGCUGACGAAACAUGAAUGGCUUUGUGGCUGGACAGUUUCGGAUCUCCAAGCCGGAGACGGGCUUCAAACAGAAGGCCACCAGCUACCGGGAGUACGACGCCGAGCAGUUCCAGAAGUCCACCGGUUUGGCGCGGAAGCGCACCACGGGCACCGUGAUGCCGCGCGAGAACACCAUCCACCAGGGCCUCAUCGUGUGCACCAAGGAGUACGGGGCCUUCGUGCAGCUGGGCAAAGGUGAGAAGUACAAGGACGGCUUUCUGCACAUCGGCUGUUUGCCAAACCCCCCCGGGGUGGAGCGAGUCGAGGUGGUGAAUUCCGUGGUCCGAGAGGGGGACAAGGUUUGGGUCAAGGUGCGAGAUGUUGAUGAAGAGAACGGGAAGUAUGCCUUGGACAUGAGGUUCGUCCAUCAAAAGGACGGGCGGGAUUUGGAUCCCUUCAACGGCCGCGGGCGCGUGCCCAAAGACGUGGGAUGGGAAUUUCCCAAGCAACAGCUGAAACACAUCCAGGCAGCGAAUGCAGUCAUCAACGCUCAGAAGGAAGGCUUUGGCAACGAAUUCGCAUGGAAAAAAGAGCAGGAAGAGGAAGAAGCCAUGAAGCGAAUGCAGGUGGAGUCCUCCGACGAAAGCGAUCCAGAGGACAAGAAGGCCAAGAAAAUGAAAAAGAAGUUGGAAAAGCAAAAGCAAAAGUUGGAGAAACUGAAGCAAGGCUCCUUAGGCAAGCUAAAGGAUUCGAAGGACUCCAAGGACAAGAAGAAGGGGAAAGACAAAGAGCAGGCGAAAGACAAGGAGAAAGAGAAACCGAGAGAGAAAGAAAAGGAAGACAAGGCCAAAGAUAAGCCUCGAGAGAAAGAGAAGGCCAAAGAAAAGCUGAGAGAGAAGGAUUCAGAGGACAGAAGGGACAAGAAAUCCAAGAAGCGACGCAGAGACAGCUCCAGCUGAUACUGUCAGUUUGGCGAAGAAAA
This is a messenger RNA of Cladocopium goreaui, 1014 nucleotides long. The record is from the annotation of a GenBank genome assembly. Lineage: Eukaryota; Dinophyceae; Suessiales; Symbiodiniaceae.